Erigeron canadensis is the source of this 1815-nucleotide messenger RNA. RefSeq names its product protein-tyrosine sulfotransferase. NCBI's taxonomy places the organism in Eukaryota, Viridiplantae, Streptophyta, Magnoliopsida, Asterales, Asteraceae. The record is from RefSeq and is a predicted model, not a curated record. Gene Ontology annotation, cellular component: membrane. Gene Ontology annotation, molecular function: heparan sulfate 6-sulfotransferase activity. Bases 257 to 1666 code for a protein of 469 amino acids. The transcript has 12 exons.
AAAACAUAGUCAUAGAGAUCGUUGAAAUCGUAAAAAGAAAAAAAAAAUAAUGCAUAUACCUCUCCAGGCUCCAGCUCCGUAAGGCCGUAAUCGAUAUCUAAUUGGUUAGUUAGGGGCUUGGUUGAUUACCUGAUUUUGAGCCGUCUUUGCUGCUACUCCUUAUUAGCCACGACUAUCGACGGAUCUUCAUUUAAAUAUCAUACAUUCAUACAUCGUUUUUGACCUGAUUCAAGUUGGUUAGUGUGAACUUCAGUGAAUGGGUCAUGAUGCUCUAAGAUUAGCCCUGCUGCUGCUGCUUCUUCCUAUUCAAGUUUAUCCGAAUUCUAGUAAUGCAUAUGAUUAUGAGCAUUGUGAGACUAUUGUCGAGAAAUGGGCAUCUUCGUCUCGUCAAACCGAUAAUAACAAUGAUGAUGGGCACAUUUUAAAGGAUUUACUAUUCUUUCUUCAUGUGCCAAGAACUGGUGGCCGAAGUUAUUUCUAUUGCUUUUUGAAGAAAUUGUACUCUAGCUCUUUAGAAUGCCCACGUUCUUAUGAUAAACUGCGGUUCAAUCCACGUAAACAGAAUUGUCGGUUACUGGCAACUCAUGAUGACUAUAGCAUAAUGUCUAAACUGUCUAGAGAAAAAACUUCUGUGGUAACGAUACUUAGGAAUCCCGUUGAACGUGUUUUUAGUGCUUACGAGUUUUCAAUAGAGGUAGCAGCUAGAUUUUUGGUGCAUACUAACUUGACUUCAGCCGCGAAAACAUCUGAAAAAUUGCGUUUAAAGAAGGGUGUUGUAAGCACGCUCGACAUUUGGCCAUGGAAGUAUUUAGUUCCUUGGAUGAUGGAGGAACUCUUUAAACGGAGAGAUGCUAGAAAAAAAAUGGGUCAACCUUUUGCUUACGGGAAUGACCCGUAUAAUGUGGAAGAAGUUGUUCUGCCAUUACACGAAUUCAUCAAUCACCCUGUAGCUAUGGACAUUGUUCACAAUGGUGCCACUUUCCAGAUAGCAGGUUUGACAAACAAUUCUAACAUAUGGGAUGCUCAUGAUGUGCGCCACUGCGUAAUGACCCAUCAAACACUUGGAAAACAUGUGCUUGAAGUUGCAAAGAAAAGGUUGGAUGAUAUGCUAUAUGUUGGACUUACUGAAGACCAUAGAGAAUCUGCCACCAUGUUUGCAAACUUAGUUGGUCAACAAGUCAUUUCACAGUUAGCUGCAUCCAAUCCAGUAACUGAAGCUGGUAACGACACAUCAGCUGUUGAAGCACAAAACAAAAAUAUGACUGUGGAAAAUCUGAUGGAAACUUAUGGAACUUGUGUUUCUAAGUUAAGGUCGUCUCAGUCAAAGCGGCGCAUUAAUUCUUUCAGAAGAAUCUCGCCGGUAAACUUUACAAAAGAGGCACGGCGUCAUGUUUCUGAAGCUGUUCUCAAGCACAUAAGUUUGUUGAAUGGUCUAGACAUUGAACUCUACAAACAUGCUCAGAAAUUUUUUAUUAAACAACAUCAAGUUAUGGAACAUAAACAGGUUGAUUCUGCCACAGAGCAGGAGAGUUGGCAUUUGAUGCAUAGCAGAAACUACAUCGGCUCUGCUUGGGAAAUUCUUUACUUGUUUUUGUUCAUAUUAUUACUCCUCUUCAUUUGCCUUUAUGUAAAUGCAAAAAGAAGAAAGUCAAAAGUAAAGAUAUAACUUUACUUGGCAAUAACUUAAAAUUAUGGCUGUUUUUCAAAGUAUAGAUGCUACACGUUUGACGCUAACACCUGUACUAAUUUGUCACAGAAUGUUCGAUUAAAGUGUCGUCUUUUAUAAAUUAUUUAUCUGAACUCUUUUAUUCAUCA